Molecule: messenger RNA, 876 nt
Organism: Emiliania huxleyi CCMP1516
Lineage: Eukaryota; Haptophyta; Isochrysidales; Noelaerhabdaceae
Exons: 4
Coding region: 1-876 (291 amino acids)
Source: RefSeq, a predicted model, not a curated record
AUGCCGACCUGUGGCCGCGUGUCGCGCCAGUCGCUGCGCCACGGCGGCCUCGACCGCGAGUAUUUGUACCUCCUGCCCCGCGUCGCGUGCGGCGGCGGCAAAGCCGACGGCGAGGCUCACCAGACGCUCUCCGCCCUGCGCCUUCCUCUCCUCGUCCUCGUGCACUGCUUCGGCUGCAGGGACGAGCUCGGAAAGUUUGCUGCUGCAGCCGAGGCCGCCUCGUUCGCGCUGCUGGCGCCUGAGGGGAUGUGGAGCUCCUGGAACGCGCCCUCCUGCUGCGGCGAAGCAAAGGCGAACAAGCUCGACGACUUUGGGUUUCUCGACGCGGUCGUCACUGACGCGGCCGCCUCGCUCCCUGUCGCGCGCGGCGCCCUCUUUGGCUCGCGAUGCCCAGAUGCGGACGCCACAUCCCGCCGCUCACUCGGAGACGCCGUGCCCGAGACUGCAACGCUCGCGCGGGAGGGCACACGCCCUGAACGCUCGCGCGCUGUCUCGCCGCGGCACGAGUACGAGUUCGAUGCGCCCGCGCCAGUCCCCGUCUCGAUGCACCACUGCGAGGCGGACCGCGCUGUCCAGCUCGGCGGCUGCUGUGAGGGCGGACCGGCCUGCUGCUGCGGCAUCGGGGCCGGGCGCAGCGGCUGCGUCGGCGCGGCGGCGCUGCACGCCCGCUGGCUGAGCCUCAACCGCUGCAAGGGGGCGCGGCGCGCCGUCGGCGUUGGCGGCGCCGUCUGCCACGUCGGGCACGGCUGCGCCGCAAACGUCAGCCUCUGUGUCUUCCCGAGCGACGGAGGCUGCUACCACGCGCAGUGGGCGCGACAGUUCGCCGGCGCCGAGGGCAUCGUGCAGUUCUUCGCCGCCGAGGCCAGACGGCCCUAG